GGGCAGAAGGGUCACUGGGUUUUGGGGUGGGGGUGGGGCGCAUGACCAGCGCGGUGCCGCGGCAGGGCCCAGGCGUGGGCGCCAUGGGCAAGAAGAGCGAGCGGGCGGCCAAGGAGCGGGCGGCCGCCAUCGCCCUCGAGGAGGAGGCCAAGAGCGCGGCGCGGCACAGCGACGAGGAGUACCAGUGCACGGGGCUGCUGGAGCAGGACUUCCCGGAGCUGUGCGCCCGCGCCGGGCUCACCUACAUCCCCCGCGUCACCGUGCGCCCGCGCGCCGUCUCGCUGCCGGAGGAGCCAGAGGCCACGGAGGGCCAGGCCAGCGCCACCCACAUCCAGAGCAAGUACGCUUACUUCCGGCCCCGCAUCCAGACCGAGCUGGAGCUGGACGACCCCAAGAGCGUCCGCGAGGUCUUCAUGCGAGGUUGGAAGAUUGAAGACAAGAUGCUGGGCAUCUUCAGCAAGUGCCUGCCUGCCCUGGGCAACCUGCAAGCUCUGCACCUCUGGAAAGUUGGCCUGACGGACCUCUUGCUGUCGUCUCUUGUUAGCAUCCUUCCCAGCUGCCCCAACCUCAAGACCCUGUCUCUGGAAGGGAACCCACUGCCUGAGGGCUCCUUCUACAAACUGAUCCCCGAGGACAGCACGCUUGCACACCUGUCGCUGCGCAACAACAGCAUUGACGACGCAGCCGCCUGGCAGCUGGGCCAGGCGCUGUCCACCCUGACGGCUGCCAACCGCAGCCUGGUCUCGCUCACCCUCAGCUUCAACCAUAUCGGGGACGUGGGGGCCGACCACAUCGCCCAGGGCUUGCGGCUCAAUCGCUCGCUGCUGUCCCUGUCACUGGCGCACAACCGGAUCGGGGACGAGGGCGCAGCCAGGCUCGCUGAAGUGCUGGGGCCAUUUGCCCUGACACACACUGAGGUGGUGGAGAGGAGACGGCUUCUGCUGGAGAAGGAGUCCCAGGAGCGCUCCCGGGUGGUGAGGAUGCUGCCAGGCCCCUGGUGCCAGCAGGUCGUUUGGGCCUGCCCCAUGGGUCGGCGUGUGGGGGGCAGUCCAGCGCUCCACCCUGAAACCUUCUCUUCCCUCCUUGAAGCGACACGAGGUCAAAGCCGACCGCCCCUCCAGCCUGGUCAGCAACACGACCAUCGACAAGCUGCAGCCCACCAAGCAGGGCAAGAACAUGGCCAAGAAGAAAGAGCCGCAGAAGAAGGAGGAGCGGGGGCAGCGCUCACCACCCCGGAGCAGAAGAUCAUGCGUGGGAAAGGUGCCAAAUCUGGCAACAAGGAGAAGCGCAACCAGCCGCUGGAGCCGGAGGUGCCAGAGCUCACCGAGAUCAUGAACCCACUGCUGGAGCAGGCUGAGCACCGCGAGGGGAAGGUUUUCCUGCCGGGCAACCACGUGCUCAUCAACCUCAACCUCACCCGCAACCAGAUCACGGAGCAGGGCCUGCGAGCCUUCCUGGCUGCCGUGGAAAGCCAGCAGCAGCAGUGGAGCAAGGCUGGCGCGGGAGCCAAGGGGCAGACAGGGCUGCUCCGCCUGUCUCUGGGGAAGAACCACUUCCCAGCCGAGAGUGAGACCUUUGCCCGCAUCCAGGAACUCAUGCUGCCGCGCGACCCCCUCGCCAAGCAAGGCCCCAAGGAUGAGGAGCAGUCUGUGCCCACAUAGGGGAGGCGCCGGCAGCCCCAGGACUGUCCCCAGGCUGCCCCGUGGGGGACCUGCAGGAGGAAGAACCACGCGCGAAAGAACAACUCGCUUUGCUCUUUUCUUUAAAAAAAAAAAUUCUUUACCAUCG
Messenger RNA from Alligator sinensis (Chinese alligator), 1788 nucleotides. It is a transcript of the gene LRRC71, whose product is annotated as leucine rich repeat containing 71. Lineage: Eukaryota; Metazoa; Chordata; Crocodylia; Alligatoridae. The coding region runs from base 42 to 1661 and encodes 539 amino acids. The record is from RefSeq and is a predicted model, not a curated record. Gene Ontology annotation, molecular function: protein binding. The transcript is spliced from 14 exons.